GAGCCAUUUUAAAUGGCACCAUAUUCAGGGAGCCCAUUUUGAUUGACUCUAUCCCGCGUCUGAUUCCGAACUGGAAAGAGCCCAUUAUCGUUGGGAGACACGGAUUUGGCGAUCAGGUUUGGCUGUCCAGCGUUCAUCGGCCUGGAAAAAUCGAGCUUGUGUAUACUGCUCACUCUGGCCGUGAAGAAAGAUUGGAAGUGUGCAAUUUGGCGUCCUCUGCCGACACGCAAACAGCCGUGGCCAUGGCCAUGUUUAACACGACAGAGAGCAUCACGGGAUUUGCGCACAGUUGCUUCCAGUAUGCACUGUUGAAAAAAUACCCGCUGUUUUUAUCGACAAAAAAUACGAUUCUGAAAGUCUAUGAUAAUGCCUUCAAGUCCGUGUUUGAGACGCUGUAUCACGCCAAAUAUAAGGCCCUGUUUGACGCAAAGGGGAUAUCCUUCGAGCAUAGGCUUAUUGAUGACAUGGUUGCCCAGUGUGUCAAGGGGAGCGGUGGCUUUCUUUGGGCUUGCAAGAACUACGAUGGAGACGUGCAGUCUGAUAUCGUUGCUCAGGGAUUCGGAUCGCUAGGCUUGAUGUCAUCCGUCCUAUAUGAUCCCACCGGCGAUAUCUGCGAAUCUGAAGCUGCACAUGGCACCGUUACUCGCCAUUAUCGCGAGCACAUGAAGGGAAGGGAGACAAGCACAAAUAGCGUUGCAAGUAUCUUUGCUUGGACGCGGGGGCUUUCCCAUCGAGCUAAACUGGAUUCAAACGAAGAAUUGGCUGCCUUUUGCAAUGCCCUCGAAAAGGCUACCAUCGACACCAUCCAAGUUGACCGCAAAAUGACCAAGGACCUGGCCAUCUGUAUUCAUGGGAAUACCGUCUCCACCAAUCAAUAUUGCAAUACUUGGGAAUUCAUCGAUAGCGUUGCUGCCAGGCUCAGAGCGGUCUGCGAAUGGACCUCUUCCCAUCUUUAA
Messenger RNA from Mitosporidium daphniae, 956 nucleotides. Its product is annotated as isocitrate dehydrogenase NADP-dependent. Gene Ontology annotation, biological process: isocitrate metabolic process. The record is from RefSeq and is a predicted model, not a curated record. Gene Ontology annotation, cellular component: mitochondrion. Lineage: Eukaryota; Fungi; Microsporidia. Gene Ontology annotation, molecular function: isocitrate dehydrogenase (NADP+) activity; magnesium ion binding; NAD binding. The annotation marks the transcript as partial. The transcript has 5 exons.